Messenger RNA from Microcebus murinus (gray mouse lemur), 5000 nucleotides. RefSeq names its product zinc finger MYM-type containing 1 (gene ZMYM1). Gene Ontology annotation, molecular function: protein dimerization activity; zinc ion binding. The record is from RefSeq and is a predicted model, not a curated record. Lineage: Eukaryota; Metazoa; Chordata; Mammalia; Primates; Cheirogaleidae.
CGGGGCAGGCGGGGCAGUUUCGUGUCCGAGACGUUUUGGGGAACCUCGCGCGGGAGCGACUCUGAGAGAAUUUACAAUAAUAACACCGAAGAUAAACCUAAUUGACUACAAUACUGCCACGUGCAAAAAUCUAGAAACUGUUCCCCAGGAAGAAACCCAUUAUUUUGGAACUGGAGGAUUCCUUUGCAUCAGAUACCAAAAUGAAGGAACCACUGCUAGAUGGUGAAUGUGACAAGGCAGUGGCACCACAGCUCGGGCUUCUAAAAGAAAUUAAGACAGAACCUGACAGUGUUCACGAGUAUUGUCAAGCCCAACAGUCCAAAACUCAGGAGAGUGGACUGAAAAUAAACACUAUGUUUUCAGACAGUGCUUCACAGUUAACUACAGGCAUUCAGCUUUCUCUGGCAUCAUCUAGCGUGAAUAAAAUGCUUCCUUCGGUUUCAACCACAGCUGUUCAGGUUUCCUGUUGUGGUUGUAAAAAAAUUCUCCAGAAGGGGCAAACUGCUUAUCAGAGGAAAGGAUCUACUCAACUUUUUUGCUCUACACUAUGCAUCAGUGAAUACAGUUCAUCUGCCAGUUCGCCAGCUCAUACCAAGAGAACUUGUUCAAACUGCUCAAAAGACAUUUUAAAUCCUAAGGAUAUGAUCAGUAUCCAGCUGGAAGAUACUAGCUCUACCAAAAAUUUUUGCGGCCCUUCUUGUCUUUUAUCAUAUGAAGAAAAAAGAAAACCAUUUGUUACCAUAUGUACUAAUAGCAUUUUGACCAAGUGCAGCAUGUGUCAGAAGAUUGCUGUUAUUCAGUAUGAAGUAAAAUACCAGAAUGUGAAACAUAGCCUCUGCAGUAGUACCUGCUUUUCGAAGUUCCACUCUGCUAACAACCUCAUCAUGAACUGUUGUGAAAACUGUGGAGCUUACUGUUACACCAGCUCUAGUGUGUUCCACAUGUUUCAGAUGGAAGGACCAUCUCAGAACUUUAAUAGUUCAAAGAAUAUUAUAGCAUAUAAGCAGAAACCAGCCAAACCACUUACAUCUGUUCCGUGCAAAUCACUGAAGCCCUCAGAUGAAAUGAUUGAGACUACCAAUGACUUGGGGAAGACAGAGCUUUUCUGCUCUAUUAAUUGUUUCUCUGCAUACAGUAAAGCUAAGAUGGAAUCUUCUACAGUAAACGUUUCCAUGGUACAUGAUAGUUCAACAGAGCUCCUUUCUCCAAAGAGAGAUACAACUCCAGUUAUAAGCAAUAUAGUGUCAUUGGCAGACACUCAGGUUGCUCUGCCCGUCAUCAACACUAAUGUCUUACAAGAUCCAGUUUCUUCAGUAACGACAGAUGUCAUUGUGGAUCUUUCUAAGAGUUCUUCACCCAGUGAAUCAAGCAGUGGUGUUGCUAAUAGUGGUAUGGAACAGGCAAGCCUUUCGCCAUCUUCAUCAGUACUCAGUCAACAAACAGUUUGUUCCAGCGUAGAAGUACAAAAAGAUAAAGUUUCAAACCAGGAUCCUGCAUACAAUGUGAAAUCUAUGAAAAUAAGUGAUGAACUAUGUGACCCAAAAUUUAUAUCCAAAGUACAAAAAGUUAAAGGUAAAUCACGAAGGAUUAAAAAAUCUUGGUGUGCAGAUUUUCAGGAUUUGGAAAACAGUAUUAAAAAAGAAAUGACAUUCUGUUAUUCAUGCCAGUUGUUCUGCCAGAACCAUUUUAGCUGUGGAAGAAAUUCAUUUGCAACUUCUAAUUGGAAAAAAACUCUGGAAAAAUUCAGAAAACAUGAAAAAAGUGAAAUGCAUUUGAAAUCAUUGAAAUUUUGGAGGGAACAUCAAUUUCGUGAUAUAACUGUUGAUGAUAAUUUAUCUAUUCAUUCAAAACAGAUUGAGGUAAAUAAAAAGUACCUAAAGCUUAUAAUUGAAAAUAUUUUAUUUCUUGGAAAGCAGUGUUUGCCCUUAAGAGGAAAGGACCAGUCUAUUUCAUAUGUGAAUAAAGGCAAUUUUUUAGAAUUGUUAGAAAUUAGAGCAAAAGAUAAGGGAGAUGAAAUAUUUCGACUUAUGAAUUCACAAGUUGACUUCUAUAAUAGUACACAAAUUCAAAGUGAUAUUAUUGAAGUAAUAAAGACUGAAAUGUUACAGGAUAUUGUGAAUGAGAUCAAUGACUCCUCAGCUUUUUCAGUAAUAUGUGAUGAGACAACUGAUAGAGCCACUAAAGAACAACUUUCAGUUUGUGUAAGAUACCCACAAAAAUCAUCAAAAGCUAUCGUAAUUAAAGAAAGAUUCUUGGGUUUUGUUGAUGUUGAAGAGAUGACUGGGACCCACUUACAUAGGACUAUCAAAGCUUACCUGCAGCAAAUUGGAGUUGAUUUGAAUAAAAUACGUGGCCAGGCCUAUGAUAGUACCACUAAUUUGAGGGUAAAAUUUAAUAAAAUUGCAGCAGAAUUCAAGAAGGAAGAACCAAGAGCUUUAUACAUGCAUUGUUACGCACACUUUUUGGAUUUAGCAGUAAUUAGGUUUUGUAAAGAAGUAAAAGAACUCCGAGGUACUCUAAACACUCUCAGUUCUUUGUUCAACACUAUUCAUAUGUCUGGAGAGAUGUUGGCAGAUUUUCGAAACAUUUGUAGGCUAAGUCAAAACAAAAUAUGCAAGAAACAUACAUCACAAUCAUGUUGGACAGUCCAUGAGCGUACAUUACUAUCUGUGAUUGACAGUCUUCCAGAGAUUAUUGAAGCAUUGGAAGUUAUAUCAACCCAUUCUUCAGACACAAGUUUGGCUGAUGAAUUGAGUGAUUUGCUGAGAUUGGUUUCCAGAUUUGAAUUUGUCUUUUGUUUGAAAUUUCUUUAUCGAGUGCUGAGUGUUACAGGAAUUCUUUCCAAAGAGCUUCAGAGUAAAACCGUAGACAUUUUUUCUUUACCUUCGAAAAUAGAAGCAAUUUUAGAAUGUUUAUCAUCUGAAAGAAAUGAUAUAUAUUUCAAAACUAUCUGGGAUGGAGCAGAAGAAAUAUGUCAAAAAAUAACUUGUAAAGGUUUUGAAGUUGAAAAACCCUGUCUUCAGAAAAGAAGAAAAAUUCAGAAAACAAUGGAUCUUGGUAGUUCAGAUGGUAUGUUUUUUCCUACUUCAACAGAAGAGCAAUAUAAAAUUAAUAUUUAUUACCAAGGAUUGGAUACUGUAUUACAAAAUUUAAAAUUAUGUUUUUCAGAGUUUGAUUAUUACAAAAUGAAGCAAAUUUCAGAACUAUUAUUUAAAUGGGAUGAACCAUUAAAUGAAACAACAGCCAAACAUGUUCAAGAAUUUUAUAAACUUGAUGCAGACAUUAUCCCAGAACUUAGAUUUUAUCAGCAUUAUGCAAAGCUAAACUUUGUUAUAGAUAGUGAUUGUGUCGACUUCAUCAGUCUUGGCUAUUUAUUUAUUCAGCAUGGUCUUCCCAAUAAUAUUCCUUGCAUCACAGAGCUAUUAUUUAUUGCUUUGUCUUGGCCAAUUACUUCAGCAAGUACUGAAAACUCAUUUUCUGUACUGCCUCAUCUUAAAACAUAUUUAUGUCAUACCAUGGGACAAGAGAAGCUUAGUGGCCUGGCCCUAAUGGCUGUUGAGCAGGAAUUGGUAAAUAAACUAAUGGAGCCUGAACGACUCAAUGGGAUUGUGGAAAAGUUUAUCAGCCAGAUCAAAGACAUAUAAUAUGUUCAUUUGAGCUUACCUAAAAGAAGUUUUAGGUACUUCUGUUGGAAUGUUAGUUUUUAUUUCAAAAUUAUGGCUCAGAAUUCAAAAGACAGAAUGAUAAUACAGUGAAAAGUCUUCUAGAGAUAUUUUUCACAAGUGGUACUGUACAGUGCACAUUGUUCUUCAGCUUGUCUUUUCCACAUAAUGUGUUUUUGAGAUGGUCCCAUAUCACUAGAGUUUCUUGAUUUUUUUUUUCAACUGCAGAUUCCAUUGUAUGAAUGUACUGUAAUAUAUUUGAGCAACCUCUACUGACAUUUUCAUUUUUUCUAAUCUUUUGCUAUAAAUAAUGCCUCAUUUCAUAACCUUGUACAUAUGUCAUAUUGCAUAUGAGUGAGUUAAUAUAAGAUAAAAUCUAAAAUUAGAAUUACAAGGUCAGAAGAUUGUAUAUUUUUAUUUUUGAUAGAUUUGGGUAAAUUGCUUUAUAUAAGGACUGUCCCAAUUUACAAUCCCACCAACAAUACAUAAAGGUGCCUAUUUCCUGGAAUUUUUGUAAACAGUGUUAUCAGAUGUUUCGCUCUUUGCCAAUCUGUUAGUUGAAAAAUGGUAUUUUAAUCUCAGUGGAAUCUUAUAUUUUCACUUAAUAAGAUUGGAUAUCUGUUUAUUUGUUUCAGCCAUUUGUAUUUCCUUUUGUAUUUCAUGUUUAAACAUUAAAAUUAAAAAUUGCUAUGUUUGUACAUCUCAGCUGGAUGACACAGCAAAUUAUUGAGCUACUUUAUUAAAGUAUGACUAUUUUCAAAUAACCCCAAAAGAAAGGACUCUUCUUUCUUUAUGUUUUAGGAAAGUUUAAAUAAUAAAGAAAAUUUGUUCCUCAAAGAUUUGAAAGGAUUUAGUGGUGCAUACAUCUGGGCCUAGAUGUAGGUUUGGUUUGGUUUGGUUUUUUUGAGAAAUAUUUUUUCUUUGGCACUAGUUUCUCCCUGUAUCCUUCCCUUGUCAAUUUUUGUAAUUUAUAAUUUUUCUAGAAAGAACAUCCAUUUCAUUGAGGCUUUCUUUCAUAUGUAUUUGCCUAGAAUUGUAGAAAGUAUUCUUAAUUUCUUCUGUGUACUUAUUCUUUUCUUAUUCAUCUUCUGUACUAUGUUUCCUUUCUUAAUUAGGCCAACUAGUGAUUUGUUCUAUUUAGUUAUUUUUUAAACACACACUUGGAUUUGUAUAUCAAUCUUACUCUACUUUUUUAAAAAUUGUGGGUGAUUUUAACACAUAUAAAAUACAAAGCUGUAUGCGGUACGGCUUGCCGGUAGUCCCCAGCUAAUCAGGAAACUGAGGCAGGAGGAUUGCUUGAGUUCAGGAGUUCAAGGCUGUAGUGUGCCUUUGAUCACA